AUGAGUGUGAAUAGAGUCAAGGAUUUAGGGCUUCCGUUAAUGAAUCUCGUGAAGCUUAGAAAAACACCGAUUUUGCAGCAACUGCUUCUAGAAGAAAGGCUUCUUAGAUCUUCCUCUGAGAAUUGGUGUAUCAUUAACGACGGAACCAAUGUACCUAACAUCGUCAUGGGCAUGUCAGGGAAGGCUUGUGAACUUGUUGAGCUUGAACCUGUGAUAAGAGAUCGAAUCCCGGUUAUUAAGCGGUUUACAGGAGGAGGGACUGUGAUUGUUGACGAGAACACACUCUUUGUGAGUUUGAUUUGCAAUAGGAAUGAUGUUCCAAAUGUUCAGCCUUAUCCACGUUCUGUCAUGGCUUGGAGUGGUUCGUUGUAUAGCGAUGUGUUUAACGAGAGUAGCGAGUUUCAGCUACGUGAGAACGAUUAUGUCUUUGGUGAUCGGAAGUUUGGUGGAAAUGCUCAGUCGAUAACGAGGAAUAGAUGGAUUCAUCAUACUUCGUUUCUAUGGGAUUAUAAUGAGAAGAACAUGUCUUACCUUAAGCUCCCUUCAAGAGUGCCUCAGUACCGGCUUGAAAGAGAUCAUACAGAUUUCGUUUGUAGAAUGAAAGAUUACAUCGAAAGAUCAGUGUUUAUAGAGAAAACGAUAAACGCAGUGGGAACACAAUUCAUGUUGAAGGAAAUUGAUUUGGAUGAGAUUGAUGAUUCUUGUGGAGAGCAUAUAGAAAGCACUAGACUUCUCACAGUGGAUGAGCUCAAAGAAACUUUGGCAAAGACAAACACAAGUAUUGCUCAAGCUGUUUAA
This is a messenger RNA of Microthlaspi erraticum, 798 nucleotides long. NCBI's taxonomy places the organism in Eukaryota, Viridiplantae, Streptophyta, Magnoliopsida, Brassicales, Brassicaceae. The record is from the annotation of a GenBank genome assembly.